This is a messenger RNA of Guyanagaster necrorhizus, 571 nucleotides long. RefSeq lists its product as uncharacterized. The transcript has a single exon. Lineage: Eukaryota; Fungi; Basidiomycota; Agaricomycetes; Agaricales; Physalacriaceae. Bases 180 to 497 code for a protein of 105 amino acids. The record is from RefSeq and is a predicted model, not a curated record.
CAUUCAAAUCGCGGUCCUGUUCGUCUAAUCGGUUCUUUUGUAUUGAUUCAACGUGCAUAUCUGUAUCUAUAUUCCGACACCAACUACUUCAAGUUUACUUACUCACCUUCUCUAUCUUUUUCAUCAAGCGAAAAUGACAUCCCCAUAUUGACAAAGCGUCUUGCGUUCGAAACUGCUCAAUGUGGACUUCACAUCUUGAUAUGAUGAUGAUGAUGAUUCUGCAGUCACUUUUGAUGAGUUGCAGGUAUGGGAUAUCCAUAUCCACAUACAGUCCGUAUAGUCGACAGUCAUACCCAUAUAUGGGUAUGGUGCAGAUCCAUAAGCUGAGGUCAGGGAACGGCGGUAUAGGAAGAUCUCUGAUCCCGGAGAAUUUGGAAUUUAUCAUAUCCGACAAGCAGGUUGAAGGGUAUUUUUCGAGGGUAGCGGAGCUGUGUAAACCCGUGUGGAAGAUUCAGUCUGCCGCACUGGAGAAGCUCUAUACAGAGCAAGGGAUCUGAGAUCCUGGGUGUUUCUUGUCUGUUCUUGUAUUGAUUUUGUAUCAUGUUCCCCGUGUACAAUAGUGUAAUUCCAG